AUGUCGGACCAUGAUGAGCCGACAACAUCGAUGGCGUCUCAGGAGGUUAAAGUGAUACAAAUUCCGUUGAAUUUUCCCAUGCUACCGCAGCUGGCCAUGACAGGUAAUCAGGCAACGAAUUGGAAAAGGUUUUAUCGCUCGUGGAACAACUACGAAAUAGCAGCACGUCUGAGAGAUCCGAAUAAUCCUAGUACAAAUAAAGAACUAAGAACAGCCACUCUGUUGACGUGCAUUGGAGCUGAUGCUCUUGAUGUGUUUGACGGACUGGACUUUGCGAAUGAAGACGAGAGAAACAACAUCGAUAUUGUCGUAAGCAAGUUGGAAAAGUAUUUUAUUGGAGAGACAAAUGAGACGUACGAACGGUAUUGUUUUGAUAAAAGAGAUCAAAAGUCACACGAAACGGUUGAUGCUUACUUCGCAGCCCUUCGUACUUUAGCCAAGACUUGCAACUUUGGUAAUUUGGAAGACAACUUGAUAAGAGUUCGUAUUAUCAUGGGUAUUAAGGACAACGCCACACGAAAGAAAUUAUUGGAAGUCUCAAAGCUUACCCUGCAACAAAGUAUAGAUACAGUUGGGUCUUGUGAAAAGACGGCGAAGCUACUCGAAUCGAUUAAAAAUGAAGGUGAGCAAGUGUUGGCUGUUGGAAAAGAACAGUACAAAGAGCAAAGGAAGCGAGUCGAGAAAAGAGAUGAAAAGUGUUAAUCAAGUGUAAAUUUUGCAACAAAUCUCAUCCCAGACGUAAGUUCAAAUGCCUAGCCUGGGGAAAAGCAUGCUGAUUGUGUGAAAGAAAGAAUCAUUUCGCUGUCGUCUGUAAUGCUCAACGAAGACCAUUUAGCCAACGAAAGUCAGUCAACGAUGAUACAGAAUCAUCAGAGGGAGAAUAUAUAGCUCUGGUGGAGACCAAAGAAGAGGUAGGUGCAGUUAACUCUGAUAAAUACACCUACAAACAAAGUGCCCCCUUGAUGAUUAAUUAAUAAAAACCUAGAAAAUUUUCAACUUGACAGUGGAGCCACAGUAAAUGUAUUAUCUAAAAGGACACUGGCAGGUUGUUUUCGAAAGCCUAUUGGGAAGAAGCUGGUGAAAACAAACACAAGCCUUGUAAUGUACAAUGGGUACGAAGUGAAGUCUAUUGGAAAGACAAGGAUUCAAGUUAUUAAUCCUAAGAAUAACAAGAAAUACAGUGUAGAGUUUAUGGUAGUGGAAGAGAAUUGCAAGUCCAUACUCGGGGCUAAAGCUAGUCAACUCAUGAACUUACUUGCAGUUAACAAAGAGAACAUUUUUACUACCGAGUCAAAUGUCAAAGAUGUAUACCCAAGUUUAUCACCAAUCAGCAUCUCAUUGAGGAGUAUCCAGCAUUGUUCCAGGGUCAAGGAACUUUACCGGGCACAUUGCAUCUGGAGAUUGAUGAAUCCAUCUCCCCAGUCCAGCUCCCAACACGAAGGAUUUCACUGGCUGUGAAAGAUAAACUCAAAGCAGAGCUCAACCGACUAGUCGAUAUGAACGUCAUAGCUCCUGUAGAUACACCGACGACCUGGAUAUCGGCUAUUGUGGUUACAUUCAAGAAGAAUGGUGACAUCCGAUUGUGUAUUGACCCAAAGCCAUUAAAUAAGGCUCUCAAGCGUAACCGCUACCCUUCACCCACCAUUGACGAUAUCCUACCGUAUUUAGCCCAGGCUCGCUGUUUCGCAGUCCUUGAUGCCAAGAACGGGUUUUGGCAUGUCCGUCUUGAUGAGCCCAGUUCCUAUGCAACAACUUUUGGCACUCCGUGGGGUCGGUACCGGUGGCUGCGCAUGCCCUUUGGCAUAUCACCCGCACCCGAAGAGUUUUCAAAGUCGUGUGAAUGACAUCUUGUUGGGUCUCCCUGGAAUCAAAGUCUUUUCAAAUGACAUUCUUGUUUAUGGCAGUGGUACAACCGAUGAAGAAGCUUAUCUAGACCACGACAAGAACCUCAAGGGUUUGAUGGAACGAUGCAGAGAGAAGGGUCUCAAGCUGAACCCUGACAAGAUCCAACUUCAACUCAAGGAGGUAAGCUACAUGGGCCAUCGUAUUACAUCGAAUGGACUAAAGAUUGACCCCGAGAAAACGAAGGCCAUCCGAGAAUUCAUAUGGGAGGAACAUGUGCAUGGGAAAGCGUUGGAUGAAAUCCGGUAG
Messenger RNA from Paramuricea clavata, 2151 nucleotides. The record is from the annotation of a GenBank genome assembly. Lineage: Eukaryota; Metazoa; Cnidaria; Anthozoa; Malacalcyonacea; Plexauridae.